GGUCCUCUUCUAUCCAUUGGCUGGCCGGCUCAAAGGUCCUGAGACACCGAUUUAUUCAGUCGUAUGGAUCCUUAUGUUCUGAUUCAAUACAAAGGCCAAGAGCGCAAGAGCAGCGUGGCCAGAGAGCAAGGCAGCAGUCCGGUGUGGAACGAGAGAUUUACAUUCAGGGCAGAGUAUCCAGGGUCAGGGGAGCAGUACAAGGUCACCCUCAAAAUCAUGGAUAAAGACACCUUCACUGCUGAUGACUAUAUAGGAGAAGCAACGCACUUCUUGCCUCAAGAACUUCACCACUGCUGCGGCCGUCAGAUUCUUGUUUCCAAACAGUUGGCUUGUGAUCUUUCUUUGAGCAAAUAAUGAAAUUCGAAGACUUUCUGAUGCAGAGAAGCGAGGAGAAACAGAAAAGACUCGAUCUUGAGGAAGAGGUUAUGAAAUUACAAGCAGAGUUAGAUGGACAACAAACACUAAACAGGUUUUUGCAUUGCGCUCUUCAUGGACCUCUGCUGUCACAUCCAUGCCUUUUAUCAUUGCUUCCACCUCAGGUUCAGGUGCUAUUUUCAGAGCUGGCAAUGGUGGAAGAAGAGAUUAGUAGGCUGGAAAGAAGAGUUGAAGAGCUGAAAUUGAGGUUGUACCAAGAGAGGGAACAGACCAAAGAAUGGGAAGUGCAGAGGAGGCAAGGGCAACAGAAUCACUUUCUGUGCAGAGUGGGAAAUCAGUCAGUGCUCAAUGAAGAGAGCUGUAGUAGAUCCCAGAACUAUGAGGCAUUGAGAAAAGAAAGAAGGAUGAAGAAUAGAAGAGCCUCUGUGGAUUCUGCAUCAGAUUUCCAAAGGUGGAAUUUCCCAAAGUCAGAUGGAGAAAUUGCUGAAAUGUCAAGGAAGCUAAGUGGGAGAAGCAGAAACCAGGGCAAUGUGGAUAUUAAUGAAACUGGGAUUAGUCUGAAACCAAAUGAACUCUCAGAAGAAGUGCUCAAGUGCCUUAUAGGCAUAUUUCUUGACCUAAAACAGACGUCAUUGGACAAAGAGGGAUCAUCUGUUGUCCCAAAGCUAACUCUCUCCUGCAUGAACUCAAAAGGGUUCAUGGCAAAAACCUCAUUCAACUGCAAAUCAUCCACAGUAUUCUUCAACUACAACACAUCCAAUGUUGACCCUUACUGCAUAUUACCGGAUAUAGAUGGCGCUGUCCGGGACGUUGGCCCGUACAAGAACUUCAUCCAAAUCACAAGAAGCUCAUUAGACGUCAGCCGCUUAUCAGACUGUUUGACUGGAAUUGGAAAAUUGAGGAAGUUGAUGCAUCAAUUGUGUGAUGUGGACUUGACUUUCUUGACCUACAAGCAGAAGCUAGCGUUCUGGAUCAACAUCUACAAUGCCUGCAUCAUGCAUGCAUUUCUGGAACAUGGGCUGCCUUCCACGCAGGAGAAGCUACUGGCGCUAAUGAACAAGGCUGCAUUGAACGUGGGAGGCAUAGUGUUGAAUGCUCUGGCGAUCGAGCAUUUCAUACUCCGCCAUACAUCUGAAUCGAAACAUGGGCCUGCGUAUGAGAAAGAAAUGCUACUAAGACAUGCCUACGGUCUCGGAUACCCGGAACCUAAUGUGACAUUUGCUCUUUGUCGAGGCAGUUGGUCCUCACCAGCAUUAAGGGUCUAUACCCCAGACGACAUAGUUAACGAGUUGGAGAGAGCAAAAGUGGAGUACUUAGAAGCUUCAGUUGGAGUUACAAGCAAGAAGAAAAUUCUGGUGCCAAAGCUUCUACAAUGGCACAUGCUUGAUUUCGCUGACAGUAUGGAAUCGUUGCUGGAAUGGAUUUACAGCCAAUUGCCACGCUCUGCUUCACUGAAAAGAUUGAUAAUGCAGUGCUUGAAUGGGGAAACAAAGUCUCCGAUAAACAAAAUGGUAGAAGUCCAACCUCAUGAAUCAGAGUUCCGGUACUUGCUGCCAUUGUGAAACAGAUGACAAGAAUCACAGAAGGUUUUGAUCUAGAUGGAUUUGAAUUAUUUACAUGAACUUUUG
Molecule: messenger RNA, 2003 nt
Organism: Prunus avium (sweet cherry)
Lineage: Eukaryota; Viridiplantae; Streptophyta; Magnoliopsida; Rosales; Rosaceae
Source: RefSeq, a predicted model, not a curated record